Molecule: messenger RNA, 4921 nt
Organism: Pteropus alecto (black flying fox)
Lineage: Eukaryota; Metazoa; Chordata; Mammalia; Chiroptera; Pteropodidae
Gene: ALCAM
Product: activated leukocyte cell adhesion molecule
Exons: 16
Coding region: 678-2429 (583 amino acids)
Biological process (GO): cell adhesion
Cellular component (GO): plasma membrane
Source: RefSeq, a predicted model, not a curated record
CAGUCUACGACUCGGUCCUGCAGCGCCUCUAGGCUGCGGAUCCGCGCUCCAACCACCUGCUCCGCGCUGCGCCCUGGAAGCUGGUAGAAAAGAAAAGGGAGGGAGGAAGCGGAGGGAGGAGGAAAGAGGCAGCUUACACACGCCUUCCAGUCCUUCCACUCAGAGCAGCCCGGAGUGCUGCUGCCACCGCUGCUAUCCUUGCUGCUAUCACGGCCACCGCUGCUGCCACCUGAGGAGACCGACUGGACCCUCCGCGCCCUGUUGCCACCCCUGGAGAUUCCUUCCUAGCACCCAGCUUUUUUAUGCACACCUCCACUACCAUUAUUAUUAUUAUUCCAAGAGAAGAGAAAUAACAGACCAAGAAAAAAGAACCACGUAUACCUUUCCGAAUUAUUCAAGUGUCUCCCGGGAAAAGAGGGUCGCCGGUCUCAGGAGGAGCUGACAAGAGGGACAAGGGCGAGUGUUGAAAGGGAGGGAGGAGGAGUUGGAGCUCUGCGUGGUGGAAAGUUACGUGAGGCGGAGACCCGAAGGUGCAGCGCCACAGCUCAGGGGGCGGUGUGUCUGGGAGAAGCCGCUGCCCCUUGUGUCCCGACCUGCGAGCGCUCCGGCAGGGAAAGGAACGACGCCCCCUCCUGCAACGCGGACUCCUUUGGUGGCCCCCUAGGAGGUGGAGGAAUAUGGCAUCGAAGGCAGCCCCCUCCUGCCGUCUGGUCUUCUGCCUCUUGAUCUCCGCUGCUGUCCUCAGGCCAGGCCUUGGAUGGUAUACUGUGAAUUCAGCAUAUGGAGACACCAUUGUUAUGCCUUGCCGAGUCGAUGUACCUCAGAAUCUCAUGUUUGGCAAAUGGAAAUAUGAAAAGGCCGAUGGCUCCCCAGUAUUUAUUGCCUUCAGAUCCUCUACAAAGAAAAGUGUGCAUUACGACGAUGUACCAGAAUACAAAGACAGAUUGAGCCUCUCAGAAAACUACACUUUGUCUAUCAGUAAUGCAAGGAUCAGUGAUAAAAAGAGAUUUGUGUGCAUGCUAGUAACUGAGGACAACGUGUUUGAGGCGCCUACGAUAGUCAAGGUGUUCAAGCAACCAUCUAAACCGGAAAUUGUAAGCAAAGCACCAUUUCUUGAAACAGAGCAACUAAAAAAGUUGGGUGACUGUGUUUCGAAAGACAGUUAUCCCCCUGGCAACAUCACAUGGUACAGGGGUGGAAAGGUGCUGCAAUCCCUUGAAGGAGAGGUGGUCAUAAUUUUUACAAAGAAAAUGGACCCAGUAACUCAGCUCUAUACCAUGACUUCAUCUCUGGAGUACAAAACAACCAAGGCUGACAUAAAAAUGCCAUUCACCUGCUCUGUGUCAUAUUAUGGACCGUCUGGACAGAAAACAGUUCAUUCUGAACAAGCAGUCUUUGAUAUUUACUAUCCUACAGAGCAGGUGACAAUUCAAGUGCUGCCACCAAAAAAUGCCAUCAAAGAAGGGGACAAUAUUACUCUUAAAUGUUUGGGAAAUGGUAACCCUCCUCCCGAGGAGUUUUUGUUUUACUUACCAGGACAGCCCGAAGGAAUAAGAAGCUCAAAUACUUAUACACUGACAGAUGUGAGGCGCAAUGCAACAGGAGACUAUAAAUGCUCCCUGAUAGACAAAAAAAGUAUGAUUGCGUCAACAACCAUCACAGUUCACUAUUUAGAUUUGUCCUUAAAUCCAAGUGGGGAAGUGACCAAGCAGAUCGGCGAUGCCCUGCCUGUGUCAUGCACGAUAUCUGCUAGUAGGAACGCAACUGUGGUAUGGAUGAAAGAUAACACCAGGCUUAAAUCUAGCCCAUCAUUUUCUAGUCUUCACUACCAAGAUGCUGGAAACUAUGUCUGUGAAACUGCUCUGCAAGAGGUAGAAGGACUAAAGAAAAGAGAGUCAUUGACUCUCAUUGUAGAAGGAAAACCUCAAAUCAAAAUGACAAAGAAAACUGAUCCCAGUGGACUGUCUAAAACCAUAAUCUGCCAUGUGGAAGGAUUUCCGAAGCCAGCUAUACAGUGGACAAUUACUGGUAGUGGAAGUGUCAUAAACCAAACAGAGGAAUCUCCUUAUAUCAAUGGCAGGUAUUAUAGUAAAAUUAUCAUUUCCCCUGAAGAGAAUGUUACAUUAACUUGCACAGCAGAAAACCAGCUGGAGAGAACAGUAAACUCCUUGAAUGUCUCUGCUAUAAGUAUUCCAGAACACGAUGAGGCAGACGAGAUAAGUGAUGAAAACAGAGAAAAGGUGAAUGAUCAAGCAAAGCUAAUUGUGGGAAUCGUCGUUGGCCUCCUCCUCGCUGCCCUUGUUGCUGGCGUCGUCUACUGGCUGUACAUGAAGAAAUCAAAGACUGCAUCAAAACAUGUAAACAAGGACCUUGGUAAUCUGGAGGAAAAUAAAAAGUUAGAAGAAAACAAUCACAAAACAGAAGCCUAAGAGAGAAAUUGUUCUAGUUGUUGUCCAGAGAAAAAACUAUAUAGGCCAAUUGAAGCAUGAACGUGGAUUGUAUUUAAGACAUAUACAAAGACAUUGACAGCAAUUCGUGGUUCAAAUAUUAACAGUUCAUUCUACCAAGCUGUCACAGGAUUUUAGAGAAUUAUCUCAAGUCAAACAAUGAAAUGAAAUUACAAACAAUAACGCGUUUUGGCAGCCAUGAUGAUAGGUCAUUUGUUAUGUUUGAUUUGAUAUUUUUUUUCUGUAAAUGUCUGCACUGAGGAUUUCCUUUUGGUUUGCCUUUUAUGUAAAUUUUUUACGUAGCUAUUUUUAUACACUGUAAGCUUUGUUCUGGGAGUUGCUGUUAACCUGAUGUAUAAUGUAAUGUUUUUAUUUCAAUUGUUUAUAUGGAUAAUCUGAGCAGGUACAUUUCUGAUUCUGAUUGGUAUCAGUAAUGUCUCAAACUUUCUCACAAGCGCCCAAAUCCCAAAGGUGGCAGCUUGUGAAGGUUGGGGAUACACAUAUUGCCCUAUUCCAAAACUGUGAUUUUUUUUUUUUAUCAUGAGAUGGGGAGGCAGAGAAUCAGACUGAUAAGCACCAGAUGAGCUGAUUUUGUGUAUGGACCACCAGAAGACUCUCAGAAGUAAAUCACACACACAUAUGGACACAGAUACAUAAAAAUGGUACUCCCAAACUGACAAUGUUGCCUACACUGAAAAAAAAAAGGAACAGAAUUUGGGUAGCAUUUACCUUUAGAGACACCUGCUAGUAAUUAUUUUCUGUCAAAAAAAAAAAGAAAAACUACGUAUGAGAGACAGUUUGAAAAAAUCUUGGAUAAUAUUUCCAUUUUCAUAGAUCAUGUUAAUCACCGUAUUGAAAAAUUGGUGUUAAAUCCUUUGGGUUAUCCACUGCCUUAAAAUUAUACCUAUUUCUUUUAAAAAAAGAUAUCAGUCAGAAUUGGAGAUUUUUAACAGUGGUCAUUAUCAAAGCCGUGUUAUUUUCCACAGAAUAUAGAAUAUAUAUUUUUUUCGUGUGUGUUUUUGUUAACUACGCUACAGAUAUUGAAUGCACCUUGAGAUAAUUUAGUGUUUUUAACUGGUACAUAAUUUAUCAAGCAGUACAUAAAAGUGUAAUAAUAAAAUGUCUAUGUAUCUUUAGUUACAUUCAAAUUUGUAACUUUAUAAACAUGUUUUAUGCUUGAGGAACUUUUUAGGGUGAUAGUAUAAAUGAAAACUUUUUGAAGUAGACUGGAUAUGAGCCAAUAGCUACUUGUGACUAGACUUUUAAACUUUGCUCUUUCAAGCAGAAGCCUGGUUUCUGGGAGAACAUUGCAGUCAUUCUUAUCCCAGGAUUUACAUAACUUUAUUUAAAAAAAAAAAAAUGAACAUCAGAUUUCCAGGUAUAGAAACGAGUUCUUUGGAAGGAAAAGGAAAACUGGUGUUUGUAUUUUUAGAUUGAUGGAAUAAAAAAUUAUGAAGCCAAUGAAAAAUAAAUUGAGGAUUAAAGUCAGAUGGAGAUUAGGAAUAAUAUUUUGCCACUUCUGCAUUAUUUCAAAACACACAUUAUAAUACAUUUGUAAACCAUUUACUGUCUGGGCAUUAGUGACUCAGUUUAAUAAAAGCUUCCUGUAGUGCAUUGAUAUGAAUUAAAUAUAUAAAAUAUUCUAUUAAACUCAAUGCUUUGUAAAAUAUUAUGAGGAAAAAGAAAAUAUGUUAUUUUGCCUCUAACUUUGAUUUAUUGAAGUUUUAUUUGGCAGAAAAAAAAUAUUGAAUCUUGGUCAAUAUUUAAACCAAAGUGAAAGGGGAAAAACCAAAGUUCUUUGUUUUGCAUGGCCAAGCCAUUCUGUUAUCUCUGUAAAUACUGUGAUUUCUUCUUUUUUUCUUUUCUCUUUAGAAUUUUGUUGAAGAAAUUCUAAAAUUUUUAAACGCCUGCUUUCCACAAUAAAUCAUGAACACUAAAAUGAAAAUACUUCCAUAUAAAUACUUUUUCUUUUUUGCUUUUGGUGUGGGAGAUCAAAGGUUCAAAGUCUAACUCCUCAGAUAUAUUUGCAGAAAGAAGCACUGUGACAAUAGAGAGGGUUAUACUACAAUUAUUUCUUGGCUUCCACUUGCUAUGGUUAACUAAAUCCAAAAAUAGCUAUUAGAACCUAGAGAGCAGAACAUUCAAAACUCAGAACUCUGGACUGAAAGCAGAUAGUUUGCUGGGAAAAGGGAGAAUGGCAUUAUUACUAUUGAAUCAAUGUCUGGAUUAAAAAAAAAAAGAACGCAUAUUUGUGUAACAGCAGAGAUAUGCACAGCGAGGCUGAGAAGGAAGAUCAUGCACAAUCCUCAACUUCUGAGGUUACGUCUCUCCAGUUUAACUCUUUGGCAACAGAAGACAGGUUUUGCUGGUUCGAGUUUCACUUUCAAUCUGUGUUACAGGAAUUGUAUGUGGAAAUUGAUUAACAUAUCCGUCUAUACGUAAAAGAUAAUAAAACUGAAAUAUGUCUUCACAUA